Molecule: messenger RNA, 1047 nt
Organism: Desarmillaria tabescens
Lineage: Eukaryota; Fungi; Basidiomycota; Agaricomycetes; Agaricales; Physalacriaceae
Exons: 17
Coding region: 1-1047 (348 amino acids)
Source: RefSeq, a predicted model, not a curated record
AUGAGCCUCAAUACAAGUGAUACCAGCCCUCCCGGCGCUGCAUGGGAUGGGUACGAUAUGGAAGCCAUAUUCUCCCCUUUCUACUGGGGGACUGUUAUCUCCUUAGUUUUGUCAGGAAUCACCUUUCUUCAGGCCUAUACCUAUUUCCCGAGCAAAGAUAGGCGCUCUGUUCAGACUGUCGCCGCGGUCAUGAUCGUCCUCGAUAUUGCCUCCACCGCUCUGUGUGCCAAAGGGAUGUAUAUCUACUUUGUUCCCCACUUCGGUUCGAUGCUGCCGCUCCAAACGCUCACUCCGACUAUCGCCUCUGAAUGUUAUCUCGCCGUGAUUAUCACUUUCCUUUCGCAGCUCUACUUUGCCUGGCAAAUCUGGACAGUGAGCAAGGACCGUAGUAUGUUCAAGUAUGUCAUGUCGGGGCUAGUUGUCCUCUUCGGUAUCGUUGCCUUUGGUAAGCAUCUCCCUUACAUCACAGAGAAAGCUGAGCUCAUUGGCAUGGCAGUUGGAGGGAUAUCAUGCGCUACGUUCAUGAUCAUCGACAAGAUGUACAUUCUUAUGAACCGCAGCGACCGUUUCACUAUUGCCGUUGGGAUAGCUAAGGGUGCUGCCGCGGUGUCAGAUGCGAUUGCUACGGUUGCACUGUGUUACUCCCUUGGGAGUGCACGUACUGGUUUUGAUCGCACGGACUCCAUCAUCAAAACCUUGAUGGGAUACGUCGUGGAGCGUGGUAUAUUGGUCACUCUGAUUCAGACCCUGUUUCUGGUACUCUUCUUUGUCAAGCCUGGGCAUCUUUUCUGGCUUUCGCUGCAUGUUAAUGUCACCCGUCUUUACGCCAAUACCUUCUUCGCCAUGCUAUGGAGGCUUAACGGAAGGGAACGUCUCAAGCGCAUCGGCAAUCAGUCUCAAAGCACAUACGUGAUGUCGAUGGGCAUAGACAAGGCUGUCAAGCAAACUGGAGGCGAAGGCGGAAUGUCAUUCAACACAGUGUCAAGCCCCGAGACCAGUUUGGGCUCUGUGCAGAUUGAAAAGAGUACAGUCGUUGCAAGCUUCUGA